UUGUGGCGCUCGGAGCCCCCGAGAAGCAGGAGGAGGAGGAGGGAAGAAGGCGACAUGGCGGACGCCGGCAAGCAAGAGCCGGGCCGGGCCUCCGCAGCGGACGGCAAGGCGGAGCCGCCCGAGACGGAGCCGCAGCCGCAGCCCAGCGCCGGCGCCAACGGCCUGGUGAAAAUGGAGAAUGAUGAAUCAGUGAAAGAAGAGAAGUCUGAGUUGAAAGAGAAAGCUACAGGAAAUAAGAAGGCCAAUAGAUUUCACCCUUACUCGAAAGACAAGAGUUCUGCUGCUGGAGAAAAGAAGGGUCCAAAUCGUAACAGGGUUUUUAUUAGCAAUAUCCCAUAUGACAUGAAAUGGCAAGCUAUUAAAGAUCUCAUGAGAGAAAAAGUUGGUGAGGUUACAUACGUGGAGCUCUUUAAGGAUGCGGAAGGAAAAUCAAGGGGUUGUGGUGUGGUUGAAUUCAAAGAUGAAGAAUUUGUCAAGAAAGCCCUAGAAACUAUGAACAAAUACGAUCUUAGUGGAAGACCCUUGAAUAUCAAAGAGGAUCCUGAUGGAGAAAAUGCUCGUCGGGCAUUGCAACGAACAGGAGGAUCAUUUCCAGGAGGACAUGUACCUGAUGUGGGAUCAGGGUUGAUGAAUUUACCACCUUCCAUUCUCAAUAAUCCAAACAUUCCUCCUGAGGUUAUCAGUAAUUUGCAGGCUGGUAGACUUGGUUCCACAAUUUUUGUUGCUAAUCUUGACUUCAAAGUUGGUUGGAAGAAGCUGAAGGAAGUGUUCAGCAUAGCCGGAACUGUAAAACGGGCAGAUAUUAAAGAAGACAAAGAUGGCAAGAGCAGAGGAAUGGGCACUGUCACUUUUGAACAAGCGAUUGAAGCUGUACAAGCAAUUUCCAUGUUCAAUGGGCAGUUUUUGUUUGAUAGACCUAUGCAUGUGAAAAUGGAUGACAAGUCUGUACCUCAUGAAGAUUAUCGCUCACAUGACAGUAAAACACCACAAUUACCACGUGGCCUUGGAGGCAUUGGAAUGGGACUUGGUCCUGGUGGGCAACCUAUCAGUGCCAGCCAGUUGAACAUAGGUGGUGUUAUGGGGAAUUUGGGUCCAAGUGGUAUGGGAGUGGAUGGCCCCGGUUUUGGAGGCAUGAAUAGAAUUGGAGGAGGAAUUGGGUUUGGUGGUCUGGAAGCAAUGAAUAGCAUGGGAGGAUUUGGAGGAGUUGGCCGAAUGGGAGAGCUAUACCGUGGUGCAAUGACUAGUAGCAUGGAGAGAGAUUUUGGACGUGGUGAUCUUGGAAUAAAUCGAGGCUUUGGAGAUUCCUUUGGUAGACUUGGCAGUGCAAUGAUUGGAGGGUUUGCGGGAAGAAUAGGAGCUUCUAACAUGGGUCCAGUAGGAUCUGGAAUAAGCGGUGGAAUGGGUGGUAUGAACAGUGUGACUGGAGGAAUGGGGAUGGGACUGGAUCGGAUGAGUUCCAGCUUCGAUAGAAUGGGACCAGGGAUAGGAGCUAUACUGGAAAGGAGCAUCGAUAUGGAUCGAGGAUUUUUAUCAGGUCCAAUGGGAAGCGGAAUGAGAGACAGAAUAGGCUCCAAAGGCAACCAGAUAUUUGUCAGAAAUCUGCCUUUUGACCUGACUUGGCAGAAACUAAAGGAGAAAUUCAGUCAGUGUGGUCAUGUAAUGUUUGCUGAAAUAAAAAUGGAGAAUGGGAAGUCAAAAGGCUGUGGAACGGUCAGAUUUGACUCUCCAGAAUCAGCUGAAAAGGCAUGCAGAAUAAUGAAUGGCAUAAAAAUCAGUGGCAGAGAAAUUGAUGUUCGCUUGGAUCGUAACGCAUAAUGUAAACAUCUGUUUAGCUGAAUCUCCUAGUAAAAGUCAUUUUUAGUGAUACCGUGUGCUUGUAAAAGCUGUAAAAAUGAACUUAAAGACUCCCACCAGCUUUUAGCAGUAUAGUGUUAAAUAUACUGUGAUUUUUUUGUUAUCUCAAGUUUGGGUUUAUAAAGACAGCGCGUCUGGUCAUUCAGUUUCUAUGAAUGGUUAUACUGUUUUUAAUGAAAUAAGCCAUUUUCUUGUUAUUUUCAACACUACAUCGUGGGAUUUGUUCAGAUUUCUCCAAAUUUUACCAACUUAUUUUAAGGCGAAACAAUUUCUUUCAGACUUCUGUUAUAUAUGUUAACUGUCCUUGAAAAGAAAGGGCUCAGACAAAUUAAGAUGCAGUUUUAAUUAGUCUAAAUUUUUCUUUCAUGAUAAGCAAUUAGUGUAAGUAAGUUUUAGACUCUAUGGUUCAGGAUCUAUUUUAUUUGAAUUAAAAGAAGAAAUCUGGUUUUCUUUCUCUGCCCAUCCCGUCCAUAUUUCCACAUAAAAUAUUUAAUAUUAAUUUCCACAGCCCCAUAUUUUAUUGUUUCCGAUAAUUCCAAGUUCAUAUAGGACUGAUAAUGUAGCAAGUCCCAAGUAUAAUAAUAGGCAUACUCCUCCCAACUUUCUGUCAAGUUUCCAUCUAUUGAAGUGGAUUGCUAAAAAAAGAAAUAGAAUUGAAAUGUUGAGAGAGAUAGUUAUGUAUGUGAGUCCUCUGCUGUUUACUUCUACUGGAGCAGAUGUAUUUAUAAAUGCAGUUUUAAUAAACCAUGGAACACCUAGGCACAGCAUAUCAAACACGUUGGAUCCCACAAUGUUAGCCAUAGCCAUAUCUCCUUUACCUGCAACACAAAAAGGCACAUUGUUAAGAUGUGCAGAUCAGUACUGUAUUUUAUUAAUGAGAUGCAUAGGUAAAAACACUGGAUACUUUUUGUUAGUUGGUUUUGGAAAAUUGUUGUAUUAGAACUAAAGUCUGUAUUUUUUAUUUUGGAAUGGGUUCGUUUAACAUUUAUCUAAUGAUUAUCUUUUAUUUAUUAAACUACUUUUCAAUAAGGUGUAUAGAUUUCUUGUUGCUUUUUCCUUCUUAUUGAACAUAGUUAAUUACAAUUACAUGUACAUUUCAGAGAGACAUUAUUUGGGAGAUAGUGAAAUUAAUCUAUUGCAUACACAGUAAGUUCUUCUUUUUGAGUCAGCGCUUUUUUCCCCUUCAAAAGUAUCAGGGGUAAAAAAAUAUUUUCAGAUAUCUCUUUGCUCCAUGUAUUUCAGCCAGGUGUGAAGAAAGGACAUUGCAGCCAGUUCUUACCUUUUCUCGCAACCAGCACACUUGCAAUGGUGUCUGGUAUGCUUGUUCCUGCUGCUAACAAAGUAAGGCCCAUUACUGUAUCUGGAAUUUCCAAUGUUUCCCCUAUAAUAAACAGAUAUGAACAGUUACAGAUCUUACAGAUUCAUUAACUUCUCUGCAGGCAUUUCCUUUUUAAAUGAAAAAAAGAAGGCAUCUCGGUUUUAGGAUUAGUAUGUAUUAUUUUAGGAUUGAAUUAAUGAUCUAUUUAAAUAAGAUUGGGUAAAUUUGGUGUUUUGUGUAGCACAGAUUUUUAAUUAAAGACAUUUGGAUAAAUAGCCAGAACUUUGCAAAAGAAAUUAUUCCUCUCCCUUAACAUGUGCAUAGAUGUUUUGGCUAUCCACUCAAAUAACUUUGUUGCUUAACAUAUACAUGUAUGUAUAUGCAUAUACAAGUAUAUAUAUGCCAAUGAAAUUGGUAGUUUUUUCUCUUGAAAAACAUUUCUUAAAGUGACUAGAGACAGACAAAUGUAUGUACAACUAUCUAAAGCUACAGCUAUAACUAGUAUUUUUUAAAUCCUAAUUUUGUUAAAUGUUUUAAUAUUUGGGAAUUUAUCAUAAAUUUAUGAGGAAAACAAAAUAGAAUUUUUCUUGAGUCUAACAUUAUGAUCUCAACUUCAGUUUUAUUUCAUGGAAGUUCAAUAUUUAUUAAACCAUAUGUUCAUCAUUUUGGGACCAGAACCAGAAGGAAGAGUUUGUUGUUUUCUAGUGCUGGAGAUUGAGCCAAGGGCCUCCCACAUGUAUGGUGAGUGCUCUACUGCUGAACUAUAUAAUACUCCACCCCAUGAGGAAAACUUAAAAACAUGUUUUUUUUUUUUGUAAUUGCCUUUUUAAUGUUGUAAUUAAAGCUUACCUUCAUAUUUCUUUUGUUUUCCUUAAAAUUCUAAUGAAAACUUAUAUAUUGCAUGCUUACAUAUUGAUAGCAAACUUGGUUAAGUUUUACUAGUUUGCUGUAAUUCAUAUGUACAUAAACCAUUAAUAUUUACCAGUCUAAGUAUUUGCUUGUUUUUGUUGUCCUGGUUUUCUAAUCUCAAACAUGCUGAUUGAGAAAAUUUGGGAGAUAUAAUGUACAAGCUAAUUUGACCUUUCCAUCUUUCUUAUUGAAAAAUAGAAAAGUUCUGCUUUUUGCUAGCAUGCUCUUCUAAGUCAUAUAUUUACUUUGGGAAGGUCAGGUGAAGAAAUUUUGAAGUGGUUGUUUAAUAAUAAUUUUAGGUUUUGAGACUUAAAUAAUUUCUGUUGCAGUUAUUCAGUUUUGAAGAUGUUAUCUUUCUGAUUGUACUAGUAAAACAUCACUCUCAAAAUUCAGUGACUCAAUGAUUUGGACACACUGGUGGUAGUUAGUUUCACUUCUGACAUGAUAAUUAGGUAAUAUUUUGGGGAAAAAUUUCUAAUCUAUUUAUGUUCAGUGUUUUCUUCUGAAAUUUGGGACUAGCACUAAUUAUGACCAGGACGUAAUUAUUAAAUGAAUGAUUGGCUAAUCGUGAAAAUCUAUAGUGUCAACUUUGUUUUAUACACUUUUCACUCACUUUCUAGUAUGUUUAUAUUGCUAUAUUAAAAGGCAAAAUUAAAAUAUAAUCCACCAUAAUAAACAGUGAGCACUUACUGUUUUCCCCAGAUACUGGAACCUUGCUGUAUUUUCCAUUACGGAGUGGAAUGCACUAUGAAGUGUAUAAUGUGGGCCCCAUAUAAUGUGAUUUAAUUAUUUGCAUAAUAGACAUCCUAUGGAUUUGAUUACAUUUAUAAGGAGAUUUCUUGACUGUAACUCUGGACUGUGUAGUAGUGAGAACAUUGUUUAUAUAUAAUAUGCAAUUUGCAAAGCCUGAUUGAGCUUGUAGCUAUAUUAAUAUUGAUGUUUUUUUAAUUUGUAAAUAGCACUAAUUAUUAGUUUGGCUGAAAAGCAAAUUGUGUCUUUAGACUACUUGUAACAAUUAUGUCAUUUGAUCUUAUAUGAAACUGAUUAUUUUCUAAGAUACAUACCAGUUAUUGUCACCAUCCAAACCAGGAUAUAUGUAAAUGCAGAUAUCCAUAGUGCAGAUACGAUAAAUGUUAUUGCAAAAUAAUUUUUCCAAAUAUUUCUUCUGCAAUCUGGUGUAGUUAGAAAAAGUAAUGUAAUAAUAGGAAGGGAUAAUACCCAAAAAAUUCUCUUUAAGUCUGCUUCAGGCAUGUUGAAAACACUUGGUGGAUCUGUUCAAGAAAAAUUAAACCAUUUUGAGUUUUCUCAGAUGGCUAAUUACAUUUAAAAUGUCCACUUAGAGAGCUACAUUGAAAUAAAUUAGCUGUAUCAGUUUUUAAGAGGCUAUUUAAGACAUUUGAAAGCUCAUUAUGGAUAUUGCUGGCUAAAAGAAACUAAUUGAGAAUUUAGGGCAGCUAGUGUAAAAUGGGAUACUCAGCGUUUCUUGAAUUGGGGCCUUUAAACCUUUAUAUCAAAAAUAUCUUGGAUCAUUCAUUAAAUAUGUCAGAUAUAAUGUUUAUGAAGUCUCAGUUACACAUCUCUUUGUUUUCUAUAAUUAGUUGGCUUUUAGUAACUUUUAACUUAUAGGACUAACCUGACCUCUAUAACUUAUCUACUCUAGUGUCUCCAUUUUCAUUUCCUAAGAAUGAUGUUGCCUCUCCUGCCCUAUGUAUCAGAUGAUGCGAUAGGAGAAUAUAAAAUCACUAUAGUAUGGUUUGAGUCAAAUAAUUAAAUUACAACUCAUUACAACUUAUGGGAAUACUUGGUCUUCUAUCAAUUUAUAAAUACAAUUUUUCUGUAUAUUAGCACUGUAAAAUAGGAACCUAAUAUAUAAUCUGCAAUGUAACUAGUAAAAAUUAAAUGUAUUCUUUUAUUUAGUUUGUUUAUUGUUAAUGGAGACAGGAACAUAUUGGAUAAAAUUGGAACUCACUCUAAAAUUACAUAAAAUUUGUAUUCAUUGAAAUUGCCUCUAUUAGAUCAAGUUAUAUAGUACAACUAGCAAAAUAAUGCAAAAUUUUUGUUAAGCCUCAGCCAAUGGACCCAUUAAGUAACAUUUGGUAUAAUUAAAGUUAGACUGGUUCUUUGAAUUUAUUCUAAUGAAAUAUAAUUUAAAGAAGUCUACUUUUUGCAUUUGAGAGGCUGAAAACAUUUUUGAGGCAAAAGGUCUUAUUUAAAGUAUUAAAACAAAUUCUCUUCAGAAUGCUCUAAAGUUUAAAAUGAGUUGUGUUACUUUAUUAAAAAAAACAUGUCUCUUGGACCAUAUUGAAUUUAAUUUCCUACUAAUUGUAUUUACUCAAAUGUUGUGCAACUUGCUUCAAAUGACACAUUCCAAGCUCAACUCUUUUCUUUCUCCUCUCACCUGUCAGUUCCUUUUCCUAAAGUCUUGGUUUUCUAAGGGGCCCCAUUUUCACAGUCAUCAAAGCCUCAGUGAGAAGUCUUGGCUGCAUUUCAGUGGCACUUCCUCUGCUUUAUCUCAUGUCUGCUCUCUUUCAUUUCUACUAUAUUAUCUUUCUAUAUAUGUACUAAACACACUGACAGGCUUAUUUUUUUACCCCCCCCCUUUUUUUGAGCGGAGGUAUGCAUGACAUUACUGAAUAGGUUCUCCUGGCUCUUCUUGCGGGUCACUCCCAGUGGUAAUUGAGUUACCAUGUAUGUGGAUCCAGAAAAGCUAACCUUGGCUUUCUGUAUGCAAAGCAUGCACUUAGCUCAUUGAGCCACCUCUAGUCCCUUCGUGGCCUUUUAAAACCUCCACAGCUUUUGCUCCCUAUUUUGGUUCUUAGCAUUUCCCUGGACACAAAGCUGUAAAGACUCAUACGCUGGUAUUUAAACUCUUCCUAUACUCUAUUCACUUAUCAUCUGCUUCUUGACUGCACACACUGUGCUUCAUUUAAGUGAGGGGCCCUCUCAGAUGGAAGUUAUCCACUUAGUGAAAUGCUCCUUUCAGUCAUUUGAUUUCUUCGAUACCUAGAGAAGGUAUUUUAGUCAUACCUAUAUCAUUUACAUAAUAAUCAGUUAUUUUUUUUAUUACAAAUCAGGUUAUCAAGUAAAUCUUACCCCUCCAUUACAAGACUUUCUUGAAACAUAGUCUUUUGCUAUCAUCUUUUCCUAUCUAUUCAUUUUCAUCAAAUUAUAGACAUUGUGUUCUAUUUAGGAUUCAUAGUUAACGCUUUAGUUUUUUCUCUCUAAGGAACUUGAUAUCUUCAAGUCUUUUCCUACAAUAUUGGAAACUUCUUAAGGCUAGAGACUGUGGCUUUAUAAUCUCUAAAUUUCUAUAGUGUGUUGGUACUAAUAAUAUAUGCUGGACUAAAAUAAGAUUCUCAAGUUUUCCUACUGAAUAGUCUUAGAGUGGGUAGGUAGAAUAUGGUUGUUACCUUCAGAAGUCUGACUAAGACCAUGUAAACUUAGAGAAAGCUGGGAGUAGCCAGAGUCUUCAUAAAAGAUUCCACUAUCAGUUCUUGAUUGUCGACCAGUGAAUGGCUGACCCUCAUCUUCCCAUCCUAUCAGUGACUGUUGUUCACUUCUCUCCUCCAUGACUUUGUCAAGACAGGUGCAGCAAGCACUGCAUCUCUUAAUAAUGUAUUGGCUAAUUUGCAUGUCAAAACACAGCACCAAGACAUACAAUCCAUAUAUCAAAAGCAGUAAAGUUCCUUCAUACCUAUAAAUUAGAGAAAUCAUUUUUUUAAUUAAAAGCAAAAUUCAGGUGAAUAGCAUCUUGCUAUCAAGCACUUGCUUGAUUGGAUAACAAAUGCAGCAAUAAAAUAUUUCUAGGUGUAUUUUGGUUUUGUACAUGUGUCCAAUGUAGUUAUAGCAUUAUUAUAAAUGUAUUGCUGUAAGCUUGAUACUGUUCCCUAUUUUAAAAAAAACACAAGAUUUAUUAACUUAGUAUCCUUAUUUAUAGACUCUUUUCAAAUGGCAGGCAUGCACACACUUUUAAAACAAAAUAAAGUUUUUGAAAAUAAAGGUGAAACUAGUGAAUAGCAAUAAAUAUUCAUUUCAAGUCAUUAUCAGUACAUAUUCCUCAAAAUAAGUAUGUAAUAAAGAAUAUCCUAUUUGUUCAUUUCAACUAUGUAUCCGACUUUUAUUAUAGCAAAUUUUAAUAAAAGCAUUCAAAAUAUGCUAGACUUUGUCUAAGGGUGUUUGGGUUUAAAGAGAUUUAUUGAUUUUAAUGUAAUUGGAUCAGGCUUAUAUUCACAAGAAAAAAGGACAUUCUCUAUUAAAGAAAUGAAAGUAUGCCUUAAGCACUAAGAAUUAUUUUCUUCUACUUGAUUUUUUGUUUAAAGAAUUGUGACUAGUUAAUAUCACAUUUGGAACUUGCAGUUGCCUUUUGCUGAAGGCCAUUGAAUCUUUGUGAGCUAAAAGGCAGAGUUCUUGAUUUCCUUAAAGGCUGGAGUAUUAACUUGUUACUGUCAGUCACAUUGUCCCCUUAUAGAGAAUGGCUCAGUCCCAGAUGGAUCCCUAUGGUCACCAAUAGUCUUUCUUUGGGAGACAGAUAAUUGCAGAAUGAGUCAUUCGAAAUUCUGGAUGUUAUUCCCUUAUUGCAAGCAUUAUGUAGUACUUCUGAGUUUUGUAGUAUUUCAGAGUGAUAUUUAUUUUGAUUUCAGCUUUUCCUACUUUCUGGUGCCCUAAGCUGUUGUGCACUGCACAGUCUGUGGGCUACCUAUUUCCUCUUUCUUAUGGUGCCUAACAUAAUAAUAAACACAUAUCUCCAUGGCUUAGGUGAAAAAGUUCUCUGCCAAGUAACCUCCUUUGUAGUUUCUUGGAGCACUUGGCAAGAGAGAGAACCUCCCAGAAUAGAUGUUGACAUCCUAAGCAUUGUUUAUCUAGUUCUCGGUCAGUGAAGAUGAAGAGAAAAAUUUAAAUAUUUUAAAGAAAUUCUUAUACUUCCUCUAUCAUUUCUCUCUCUCCUGGUUAUCCUCUUUUAAUCAGACAAGAUGUAAUCCAGUAGAUUUUUUUUAAGAGUUUACUGUUAGGGUUUUUAAUUGCUUUAAGGAGCCUGACCUACUAGAAAUUAGAUCUUACUCCUGGCUUGGUGCUCAGGAAUCACUCCUGGAGGGACUUGGGAAACCUUAUGUGCGAAGGGCUGAAAUCUGGGACGGGUGUGCAAGACCAGCACCCUACCUGCUGGUACUGUUUUUGUUUUUGUUUUUUUUUUAAAGAUGACCAGUGAUGAGAAAGAAGGCUGUAAUGUGUAGUGAUUAGGAGACUAAAAUGACAGAAAUUGCAAAGUAGAGAAAAGAAUGUAAUCAGCGAUUGGGAUGAGGAUUUAGACACACUAACUGGACAUGGUAUAGAUUUGAUUGGUAAGUGAAAGUAUAACUGAAACAUUUCUUCAAAGGGGUUUGUUUCUAAAAUAGUGUCUUGAGGUAGUGUGCUUUGCAUAAGAGUAUUGAUUUUUUUCAAGCUUACCAGUAAACUUUGUUGUCGUAUAUUACACCAAGAACUGCUGCUACACUAAUUGCAUAAGCCACACAGUCUCUGAAUAGGGGCCAACAUGAGAGCAUGGAGACCUGUAAAAAGGUAGUGAAUUGACUUUUGUUUUUAUCAUACUGUAACCUCUUCAAGUACUUACCUAGUAUAAUACUAAAAUCAUUUGUAUACUUGUAGUUGGGUGUUGCCUUUUGCAUAUUGCUUUGAGAAAACUGAAUUUUAAGAUAAAUUGUGUUUCUAAAUUUUACUCUGAUUUUCAUAUAAUUGACCAAGAGCUCUUUGUGGGUUAACUUUAAAUUUGAGUUUGUGUUGUUUUUCUACUGAUUAAUAAAUUUGAUUGAACACA
Suncus etruscus (white-toothed pygmy shrew) is the source of this 9893-nucleotide messenger RNA. RefSeq names its product myelin expression factor 2 (gene MYEF2). Gene Ontology annotation, cellular component: nucleus; post-mRNA release spliceosomal complex; cytoplasm. Gene Ontology annotation, biological process: regulation of mRNA stability involved in response to oxidative stress. The transcript is spliced from 17 exons. NCBI's taxonomy places the organism in Eukaryota, Metazoa, Chordata, Mammalia, Eulipotyphla, Soricidae. The record is from RefSeq and is a predicted model, not a curated record. Gene Ontology annotation, molecular function: mRNA binding. The coding region runs from base 55 to 1815 and encodes 586 amino acids.